GAUUCGUUCCUCCACUGCCUUUUCUUAUAUAAAUAACCCCAAAUUUCUAACUUUCUCAAUCACUUCGAUCUGCUUUUCUUAUAUAAAUAAUCCCUCUCUCUCUCUCUCUCUCUCAUCAUCUGCGAAGAACUAACAAACUCUUCGCUCUGCUCUCUCUCUCUGCUCGAAUUUACUAACGCUUCCCAUCUCUGCAGGCUUUAAUUUGAUUCCUCUUUAUAUCUAAUCUCUCGUUGUUUAAUCUUCUAAUCCGUUUCGUUUCGUAUAAUCCCCAUCGCUUUUGUGUGUGUGUUUUCUAUUUGUUAUUGGAUUAUUUGUCUUUUGUGUUUGUUUGUUUGUUUGUUUGUUUGUUGAUAAUAAUGGAUACAGGUUUGAAUCGAUGCCCUCUUCAAGAACACUUUCUUCCCAGGAAAAGUUCCAAGGAAAACCUGGACAGGUUCAUACCCAACAGAUCAGCUAUGGAUUUCGACUAUGCACACUACGCCCUUAUGGAAGGUAAAAAAGGUAAGGAUCAAUCAGCAGCGGUAAGUUCACCAUCCAAGGAGGCAUACAGGAAGCAGUUGGCUGAGACCAUGAACCUCAACCACACCAGGAUCCUCGCCUUCAGAAACAAACCUCAGGCUCCUGUAGAUCUUCUUCCCACCCAUCACUCUGCUUCUCUUCACCAGCAACCUAAAUCCGUGAAGCCUCGUAGAUACAUUCCUCAGACUUCUGAGAGGACCUUGGAUGCACCUGACAUUGUGGACGACUUCUACCUCAACUUGCUUGACUGGGGCAGUGCUAAUGUCCUAGCCAUAGCCUUGGGCCACACUGUUUACUUGUGGGAUGCUUCCACCGGUUCUACAUCUGAGCUUGUCACCGUUGAUGAAGAGAAAGGACCUGUCACAAGCAUCAAUUGGGCGCCUGAUGGUCGUCAUGUUGCACUUGGACUCAACAACUCUGAAGUCCAGCUCUGGGAUUCUGCUUCCAACCGUCAACUAAGGACAUUGAAGGGUGGUCACCAGUCAAGAGUAGGAUCAUUGGCAUGGAACAAUCACAUCCUGACUACCGGAGGAAUGGAUGGACUGAUCAUCAACAAUGAUGUGAGGAUCAGAUCACCCAUUGUGGAAACUUACCGAGGUCACACUCAAGAGGUUUGUGGUCUGAAGUGGUCAGGAUCUGGACAACAACUAGCGAGUGGUGGCAACGACAAUGUGGUACACAUAUGGGAUCGUUCUGUCGCCUCCUCAAACUCAACCACGCAAUGGCUGCACAGGCUUGAGGAACAUACAUCUGCAGUGAAAGCUCUUGCGUGGUGCCCUUUCCAAGCGAAUUUGCUUGCAACUGGUGGUGGUGGAGGAGACAGGACCAUCAAGUUCUGGAAUACUCACACCGGGGCUUGCCUGAAUUCAGUAGACACUGGUUCCCAAGUUUGUUCGUUGUUAUGGAGCAAGAAUGAAAGAGAGUUGCUUAGUUCACAUGGGUUUACACAGAAUCAGCUUACACUUUGGAAGUACCCAUCCAUGGUGAAAAUGGCUGAGCUCACCGGUCAUACAUCAAGAGUUCUAUAUAUGGCCCAGAGUCCAGAUGGUUGUACCGUAGCUUCAGCAGCAGGAGACGAGACUCUGAGAUUCUGGAAUGUUUUUGGAGUACCAGAGACCGUCAAAAAAGCUGCCCCAAAAGCAGUUUCUGAGCCGUUUUCUCACGUGAAUCGUAUUCGUUGAAGCUGUGACUAAACAACAAGGAAGCCCAUUGAUUGUUACAAAUAGAAAAACCCAUUGAAGCUGUGACUAAACAACAAGGAAAAACCCAUUGAUUGUUACCAAUAGAAACCCAUUGAUUACUAAAGGAUUCAUUCUUCGUGAACUGUAUUUGACAAAUAGAGAUUCUUGUAUAUAUUGAAAUUUGCAUAUAAAGAUUAUGGUUUUAUACUCUC
Molecule: messenger RNA, 1912 nt
Organism: Camelina sativa (false flax)
Lineage: Eukaryota; Viridiplantae; Streptophyta; Magnoliopsida; Brassicales; Brassicaceae
Product: cell division cycle 20.2, cofactor of APC complex
Biological process (GO): positive regulation of anaphase-promoting complex-dependent catabolic process; positive regulation of ubiquitin protein ligase activity; anaphase-promoting complex-dependent catabolic process
Cellular component (GO): anaphase-promoting complex
Molecular function (GO): protein binding; ubiquitin ligase activator activity; anaphase-promoting complex binding
Source: RefSeq, a predicted model, not a curated record